AUGUAUCGGCAGGUGUUGGUCGAUUCAAAUCAAACAGCAUUGCAACGCAUUCUCUGGCGAGAAUCGCCGGACGUACCUAUUAAAACCUUUGAGUUACUCACUGUUACAUAUGGUCUAGCCUCAGCAGCAUACUUGGCCAUCAGAACUCUUAGGAAGUUAGCAGAAGAUAAUGAAAAUCAUCAUCCAAAAGCUUCACAGAUAGCAUUACGGGAUUUUUACGUAGAUGAUCUCGUUACAGGAGCUGACUCACCAGAGGAAGCCCUGCUCAUUAAGAAAGAGAUCACUUUGCUACUUCAAAAGGGAGGAUUCGAAAUCAGGAAGUGGGCAUCAAAUAUUCAAGCCCUUCAGGAUCAGAAUUUUUCCGUCAACCCAAAAGAAUUUGGUUUAUCUCCUGAUAAAACCACUGAGAAAAGAACACUAGGCAUCACAUGGGAUUGCCACACCGAUGAAUUUAAAUGUUCAUCCAUUAAUCACUUACCUCAUCUUGACGUUCCUACCAAGCGACGCGUAUUGUCGCGAAUAGCUCUCAUUUAUGAUCCAUUGGGUCUGGUGGGUCCGGUCACGUUACUUGCCAAGAUCAUCAUGCAAGAACUCUGGCGAUUAAAGCUUGAAUGGGACGAAGCAAUUCCUCUAGACUUAUAUACCAAGUGGAAGCGUUUUGAAGCCGAGUUGCAUGAAUUAGAUAAGCUACGCAUACCUCGGCUUGUCACUGCUACAGAACAACAUAGUCGGCUAGAGCUGCACGGGUUUGCCGAUGCCAGCGAAAAUGCUUAUGGGGCAUGCAUCUAUUUGUGCUCCACUUCAAUUAACGAUGAGCGCUGCACCCGCUUACUCUGCUCUAAAUCCAGAGUGGCGCCAUUAAAAAGUUUAUCACUUCCUCGCCUCGAGUUAUGUGGAGCAGUACUACUAGCCCAACUCAUCAACAAGGUAUCAAAAUGCCAUACCUGUCAAAUUUCCUCCAUUUAUCUAUGGACGGAUUCUACAAUUGUGCUGUCGUGGCUACAAUCAUGCAGUUGUUCGUGGUCAACCUUCGUAGCACACUGGGUUGGUGAAAUACAAGAAUUAACAUCAAUUCAUCAGUGGAAUCACAUACGAAGCGAAGACAAUCCAGCUGAUGUAUUGUCGCUGGGAGUCAUGCCGGGAUCACUAUCCCAAAUGAAGAUAUGGUGGUCAGGGCCUUCCUGGUUGGAACUUGACAAGGAAAGCUGGCCUCAAGGAGCUCCUCCAGGAAAUGAAACUGACCUUCCCGAACGAAAGGCUAAAACCAUCACAGUAGCGGCAGCUGUCACGUCAGAACCUGACAUAUUCUAUCUAUAUUCCAAUUUCACUAAACUCAUUCGAGUAGUGACAUGUUUCGCUUCACAGAAGGAGCACGCAGGUCGAAGAUUGCACCCGACCAAUGCCAAGAGGUCGCAUAUCCACAAAAUAAACCUAUUAAAGUUAUAA
Messenger RNA from Cyphomyrmex costatus, 1446 nucleotides. RefSeq lists its product as uncharacterized. The record is from RefSeq and is a predicted model, not a curated record. NCBI's taxonomy places the organism in Eukaryota, Metazoa, Arthropoda, Insecta, Hymenoptera, Formicidae. Bases 1 to 1446 code for a protein of 481 amino acids. The transcript has a single exon.